Molecule: messenger RNA, 2387 nt
Organism: Syzygium oleosum
Lineage: Eukaryota; Viridiplantae; Streptophyta; Magnoliopsida; Myrtales; Myrtaceae
Product: protein MICRORCHIDIA 2-like
Exons: 18
Coding region: 293-2233 (646 amino acids)
Cellular component (GO): nucleus
Molecular function (GO): ATP hydrolysis activity
Source: RefSeq, a predicted model, not a curated record
CUUCGCUCCCUUCAGUCUCCGGCUACUCUCAGUUGGCGAUCAGCGCUCCUUCUCCGUCUCUGCUCUCCUCCCUGCAGGCAUGCCGGUCGACCUCUUCCGCUCGCCGUAGCCCUCGAUCAGCGGCGGCCGAGGUACGAACCCGGCCUUGCUCGCCCGUUAUAAGUUCAGGCACGCUCCUCGUCCUUCGCAGCUCGAGAUUCCAUCGCUCGGCCCGUCGCCGCCGGUUGUGGAACCCCCGAAGCCCCCCGACCGCGACCGCGGGGGAGAGCGUCGUGAUCAAGCGGUUCCUAGGAUGCCGCCGAAGAAGGAGGCGCCCGAGGUGGUCGACCUCGGGAGCAGCGACGACGAGGGCACCGUGGAAGUAGUGAAGCAGGUCGAUAGUGACCGUAAAUCGGCGAUCAACGCGGCGAUUCUCGCCGGGGCGCCGGUCGCCGGGAUUGCUCCCCCGCCGGCGCCGGCCGCCGCCGAAAACCUGGAGUCUCGAAGCUUCUGGAAAGCCGGGAACUAUGCGGUGGCGCCCAAUGCGAAGCUAGCGUCUGAUGCAGGCCUGCUGGAACAUGCUCGUGUCCAUCCCAAGUUUCUUCACUCGAACGCGACUUCUCACAAAUGGGCAUUUGGAGCAAUUGCCGAGCUCCUGGACAAUGCUGUGGAUGAGACACGUAAUGGGGCAACAGUUGUGAAAGUUGACAAAAUUGAUACCCUCAAGGACAACUCCCCGGCAUUACUGAUUCAAGAUGAUGGAGGUGGAAUGGAUCCAGAUGGUAUCAGGAAAUGCGUGAGCUUGGGGUAUUCUUCAAAGAAGUCGAACACGACAAUAGGACAAUAUGGAAAUGGAUUCAAGACAAGUACAAUGAGACUCGGUGCUGAUGUAAUUGUUUUUACUCGUGCUAUUCGUACUGGCCGAGCAACCCAAAGCAUUGGGCUUCUAUCGUACACCUUUUUAAGGACAACCGGGCAGGAUGAUGUCAUUGUGCCAAUGAUAGAUUUUGAUAUCUCUGGUCACUGGACUGAACCGAUAAUCUAUGGCUCAAAGGAUGAUUGGUCUACCAAUUUGCAAACUAUCCUCGAAUGGUCUCCCUUUGCAUCUAGGGAGAACCUAAUGCAACAGUUCGAGGAUAUUGGGUCACACGGAACCAAAGUUCUUAUUUACAAUUUGUGGCUGAACGAUGAAGGCAUAUAUGAAUUAAGUUUUGACGACGACGAUGAGGAUAUCAUGCUGAGAGACGAAGCUAAUCAGGGAAGCAUGACAAGAUUAAACAAAAAGACAGCUGCAAUCCAAGCACAUAUAUCUUACCGGUUGCGCUUUUCAUUGAGGGCAUAUGCUUCCAUACUAUAUCUCAGAAAAUUUACAAACUUCAAGAUUUUAUUGAGGGGGAAACCAGUUGACCAGUAUAACAUCGCGGAUAACUUGAAAUACUCGAAGGUCGUACCGUAUAAACCCCAUGGCGCAGCAGCAUCAAAAGAGGUUGCUGUGGAAACAACCAUUGGCUUUAUAAAAGAGGUUGAUGAUAUUGGAAUUUCUGGAUUUAAUGUGUACCAUAAGAAUCGCCUGAUCCGGCCUUUCUGGAAAGUCACCAGUGAUGGGUCUUCAAAAGGAAAGGGCGUUGUUGGAGUUUUAGAGGCAAAUUUUAUAGAGCCUGCACAUGACAAGCAAGAUUUCGAGAGGUCAUCAUUGUACAUCCGACUGGAAGCUAGGCUGAAGCAGACCCUUUCAGAAUACUGGAAAGGCCAUUGUCACCUUAUUGGUCAUCAGCCUCCUGGUUUUAGGACGCAGAAGGUGCAAAAGGGAGGUAUAAGUUCCGCAGGGGUAGAAAAAAAUGCGCAGAAACAAUUCAGAGAAAGUCAACACUUGGCCAGUGUCUAUGAAGAAGUGCAACUAAAUCCACCAACUGUUAGCCAUGCUGCUAAUGUCAGGCAGGGUUUCAUUGAUGGGCAAUCUAACAAUCGCAAAGGAUUGUCUGUUAAUCAGCCCAGUGCUGGAUUUGCAAUGGGUUCGGACAAUGCAUCAGCCAACGCCAUUGAGUCGAUGUCCUUAGAUCAGAUCUGUGAUGAGAAUUUACAACUCUUUAUGAGGUGUCAGGGACACAAGCAGAGAGAGACUGAGCUGAACGAGAUGAUCCAGAAGGUGGAGAAAGAGUUGGAGGAAACUCGGAGGAAUUGUGGCUCCCUUUCUUCAUAUAUAGAGACUCAAAGGAAACAGAAGCUAUUACAACAGCAUGCUCGAAAAGUCUAGGUAUUGUGAGUGCUCCAAACAGAGCUGGCUGGUACAUUUGGUUUUUGGAAAAUUGGUGCUAUACAUUUGCCAAUUUCCAUGUGUAAAAAGUUGGCUAGACUUCGAACCUCGCAUGUACGAGGCCAUUGUCGUUAAUCUCAAUGAUUUUCCACUC